Molecule: messenger RNA, 849 nt
Organism: Meriones unguiculatus (Mongolian gerbil)
Lineage: Eukaryota; Metazoa; Chordata; Mammalia; Rodentia; Muridae
Gene: Hdgfl1
Product: HDGF like 1
Exons: 1
Coding region: 1-849 (282 amino acids)
Biological process (GO): regulation of transcription by RNA polymerase II
Cellular component (GO): nucleus
Molecular function (GO): transcription coregulator activity; double-stranded DNA binding
Source: RefSeq, a predicted model, not a curated record
AUGUCUUGCUUCAGCCGCCGUAAGUACAAGACCGGGGACCUGGUGUUUGCCAAGUUAAAGGGCUAUGCCCACUGGCCAGCGAGGAUCGAGCACGUCACUGAACACAACCGCUACCAGGUGUUUUUCUUCGGGACCCACGAGACGGCCUUGCUGGGCCCCAAGCACCUGUUCCCCUAUGAGGAGUCCAAGGAGAGGUUCGGCAAGCCCAACAAGAGGCGCGGCUUCAGCGAGGGGCUGUGGGAGAUCGAGCACGACCCGAUGGUCGAGGCUUCCCCUUGCCUGUGCUCAGAUGAGGAGCAGCACUGUGCCCAGGAACCUGGGCCGGAGGAGCUGGGGCUGGAGCUGGAGGCUGAGCUGGGGCAGGAGCUGGAGCCUGAGCUGGGGCAGGAGCUGGAGCCAGAGCCGAGCCAGGAGCUGGAGCCGGAGCCCCAGCCUGAGCUGGAGGCAGAGCCUGGGCCUGAGACCGAGUGUGAGAAGGAGCCCGAGCCGCAACCUGCCUGCUGCCUGCUUGACGCCGCGGAGGAGGAGCCAGGCCUUGCUGAGACCGAACCAAGAGAUGAGCAGGCCGAGCAGGUGCCAGAGCUGCAGCCCGAGGAAGCCGAGGUGGAGGCCGAGGAGCCAGCGGGUCUGAAGAGGAGCGCGGAGGAACAGCCGCAGGAUGCCCCCAAACGGCCCAGGGAGGCGGCGCCUGACCCGCUAGAGAUGGAGCCAGCUGAAGAGCGCGAGGCUGAGGCCUGUCCCAUCAUAGAGGAGCCUGACCAAGCUCUGGAGCAGCAGCCUUCACUGGAAGAAAAAGCCACAGAGGAGGCGGUCCAGGCCCUGAUUAUUGGAGAGAUCGAAGGCCUGUAG